AUGACUGGUCGUGCCCGAGCAAGGUCAAGGGGGAGAGCACGUGGCCAGGAGACGGCCGCGCCUGGAGUGAAGCCAAAAAUUAGCCAAGCUAGCGAGUUGGAACCACCAGCUCCUCCUCCUGCAGAAGGGGAGCUGGUUGGUAGAGGCAGACAGAAAGGAGCUCCAGGACCCUAUACUGGUAAAGCUGUUUUACAGAUUUCGGCUGGAUUUCAGCAUGUGAAACUGGGAGAAAGAGGUGGACAUCAUCGGGAUAUUCAUGAUGCAGGAAUUAAUACCAGACAGGGGAUGGAGCAUGUGAAAGACUCGAAGUCUGGAACAUCUGGUUCGGUCAUUAAGUUGAAGGCAAACUACUUCCGCAUCAUUUCACACCCUCAGUGGAUUCUGUAUCAGUAUCAUGUGGACUUCAACCCACCAAUGGAAUCGCGACGCCUGAAGAGUGCCCUCCUCUUCCAGCAUUCUGAGAUACUGGGCCCAGCACGGAGCUUUGAUGGGGCCAUGCUUUUUCUGCCUCUCAGAUUACACCAGAAGGAGACUGUGCUUCACAGUGAAACCAGAAAUGGUGAGAAAGUUAAGAUAACUGUUGUCCUGACAAAUGAGCUUCCACCUUCAUCACCAGUGUGCAUUCAGUUUUACAACAUAAUAUUCAAAAAAGUCCUGAAAAUGCUCAACAUGCAGCAGAUUGGACGCAAUUUCUACAACCCUGAUGAUCCACUCAACGUUCCACAGCACAAACUAACCAUCUGGCCCGGCUUUUCCACCACCAUCUUGCAUUAUGAGUCAUCCAUCAUGAUGUGCACUGACGUGAGCCACAAGGUGCUGCGCAAUGAGACAGUGCUUGACUAUAUGUACAACCUGAGGGAGCGGCAUGGAAGUCAAAGAUUCCCUGAGUAUUGUACCAAGGACCUUGUCGGGCUCAUCGUACUCACAAAGUACAACAACAAAACGUACCGGAUUGAUGAUAUUCAAUGGGAUCACACUCCCAGCAAUACAUUCAAGAAGGGAGACAAGGACACUACCUUCAGGGACUACUACAAGAAUCAAUAUGGCUUGGACAUCAAAGAUGGGAGCCAGGCGCUGCUGGUGAGCAAUGUGAAGAGGAAGGGUUCCACUCUAGGCCCAGCCAUGCUCAUCCCAGAGUUGUGCUACUUCACAGGCUUGACAGACAAGAUGCGAUCUGACAUGGUUCUGAUGAGGGACUUGAGUACUCACACCAGACUAAAUCCAGAGCACAGGGAGAAACGUCUCAGCAGCUUUGUCACUAAAAUAGAGCAGAAUCCACAGGCACGGGGCGAGUUGGAUAAGUGGGGUCUCAAGUUUGAAAACCAUCUUCUAAGUCUGGAUGGCAGACUCCUCACAGGAGAGAGAAUUGUCCUAGGAGGACGGGCGGUUGACUACAACCCUGCAACAGCCGAUUGGUCCAGGGAGAUGCGCGGGAUACCUGUGGUGAAUUGUCCUGCACUCAAAAACUGGCUGAUGUUCUACACCCGCCGUAACACCAAGGAAUCGCAGUCCCUCCUGGAAACCCUUGGCAAAGUCGCAGGCCCCUUUAAUAUUCGGCUCCAGAGAGGUGUCAUGAUCGAGUACGAAGAUCAUCAAGAAGCUCUUCUCGAGGCCCUGAAGUACAACAUUGGACCAGAAACACAAAUGGUGGUGGUUGUCUUGCCCACGAACAGGAAGGACAAGUAUGACACUAUGAAGAAGUUCCUUUGCGUGGAUUGUCCCACGCCGAGCCAGUGCGUGGUGGCCCGUACCAUCUCCCGUCCUCAGGGGCUCAUGACUGUGGCAACCAAGAUUUUACUGCAAAUAGCUUGCAAAAUAGGAGGGGAGCUCUGGUCCGUGGAAAUCCCUCUUAAAAUGCUGAUGAUUGUGGGCAUUGACUGCUACCAUGACACCGCUGGAGGAAAAAGGUCCAUUGGCGCCCUAGUGGCCAGCCUCAACAACUCAAUGACCAGAUGGUACUCGAAGUGUGUCCUGCAGCACAAAGGUCAAGAAAUCAUGGAUGGACUGAAGAUGGCCUUAAGUGGAGCACUGAAAGACUACCUGAAGUUCAACGAACACUUGCCUUCACGCAUCAUUGUGUUCCGCGACGGCGUUGGAGACGGCCAGCUGCACAGUGUGGUCAACUAUGAGGUCGCACAAAUCCUCUCAACAAUCAAAUCCAUGGGACCAGACUACAACCCCAAGUUGAGUGUGGUUGUGGUGACGAAGCGCAUCAGUGCCCGGUUUUUCACUCAGAUUGGUGGAAAAAUAACCAACCCUCCUCCAGGCACUGUCAUUGACACAGAGGUCACGCGUCCAGAGUGGUAUGAUUUCUACAUUGUGAGCCAGGCUGUCAGGUUUGGAAGUGUCGCACCAACCCACUACAAUGUGGUGUACGAUACCAGUGGACUGAAGCCCGACCACAUGCAGCGGCUCACCUACAAGAUGUGCCACAUGUACUACAACUGGCAGGGGAUUAUCAGAGUGCCUGCUCCCUGUCAGUACGCCCACAAGCUGGCUUUCCUUGUCGGGCAGAACCUUCACAAGGUGCCCCAUGUCCAACUGGACAACUUCCUCUUCUACCUUUGAGGGAUAAAAGGUUCAGAUUUGUGAUGUUUGUACUUUGGUGGUGUGUGUCCCCAUCCCAUAUUUGACUGCACGAUUGUUUUAAUAGCAGCAUUUUGUUUUUCUAUAGAAGUUAAGGGAUGUAAGAGAAAACGUGCAUAAAAAGACGCAAUGAAAAAUGAAUGCAAGAAAAUACCAGAGCUUGGUUUGAAGUUAAUGCCUUUUGAAAUGUCAGAUGAAGCUUUAUUGGUGAGUUGCCAUUGUUUUCCACCUAAGUUGCUGGGGGUUGACAAUAUUUAGGAAAAAUAUUAAAUUUUCUUUGUUUUUCUCCCAUAUGGGACUCUUAAAUUGUUGUUAACGUGAGCCUCUUUGAUUUGUUUUGAGUACCUGCUGUCCAACAGUAAAAACCC
Messenger RNA from Cololabis saira (Pacific saury), 2954 nucleotides. It is a transcript of the gene piwil1, whose product is annotated as piwi-like RNA-mediated gene silencing 1. Gene Ontology annotation, cellular component: P granule. Gene Ontology annotation, biological process: regulatory ncRNA-mediated gene silencing. The transcript is spliced from 21 exons. Lineage: Eukaryota; Metazoa; Chordata; Actinopteri; Beloniformes; Belonidae. Gene Ontology annotation, molecular function: piRNA binding; protein binding. The record is from RefSeq and is a predicted model, not a curated record. Bases 1 to 2568 code for a protein of 855 amino acids.